Messenger RNA from Hibiscus syriacus, 1265 nucleotides. Its product is annotated as DNA-(apurinic or apyrimidinic site) endonuclease-like. The transcript has 9 exons. Gene Ontology annotation, biological process: base-excision repair. Gene Ontology annotation, cellular component: nucleus. NCBI's taxonomy places the organism in Eukaryota, Viridiplantae, Streptophyta, Magnoliopsida, Malvales, Malvaceae. Bases 72 to 1145 code for a protein of 357 amino acids. Gene Ontology annotation, molecular function: double-stranded DNA 3'-5' DNA exonuclease activity; phosphoric diester hydrolase activity; DNA-(apurinic or apyrimidinic site) endonuclease activity. The record is from RefSeq and is a predicted model, not a curated record.
AGAAGUUUUCAGGUAAACAGCGACAAAAGAGAGUUGGGAACGUAGCGACUCUCAAACCUGUGAGCAACACGAUGAAGCGAUUCUUCAAACCAAUUGAGAAGGAAGGCUCGGCAAAGAAGCCCACGCUUUCGCCUUCAAAACAAUGUGUUGAAAACGAAGAUGCACAGCCUGAAGUGGACAUCAAGAAAGAGCCAUUGAAGUUCCUCACCUGGAACGCUAACAGUUUGCUCCUUCGAGUCAAGAACAAUUGGCUCGAGUUCUCCAGUUUCGUUUCCAAUCUUGACCCUGAUAUCAUUGCUAUACAGGAAGUAAGGAUGCCAGCUGCUGGUUCAAAAGGUGCACCUAAAAUCCCGGGAGAACUAAAAGAUGAUACCAGCUCUUCCAGAGAAGAAAAGCAGAUAUUGAUGCGUGCUCUUUCUAGUCCACCAUUUGGAAGUUAUCGUGUUUGGUGGUCUUUGUCAGAUACAAAAUAUGCAGGCACUGCAUUGUUAGUAAAGAAAUGUCUUCGACCAUUAAAAGUUUAUUUUUCUCUUGAUAGAACAGUUUCAAAGCAUGAACCAGAUGGCCGGGUUAUUUUAGCUGAAUUUGAGACACUCCGUGUAUUGAAUACUUAUGCACCAAACAAUGGUUGGAAAGAGGAGGAAAAUUCGUUUCAGCGGAGAAGAAAGUGGGAUAAAAGGAUUCUAGAGUUUGUAGUUCAAUCAUCAGAUAAACCUCUUAUUUGGUGUGGCGAUCUGAAUGUUAGCCAUGAGGAUAUCGAUGUGAGUCAUCCAGAAUUCUUCAGUGCAGCAAAGAUGAAUGGUUAUGUUCCUCCAAAUAAAGAGGAUUGUGGGCAGCCGGGAUUUACCUUAUCUGAGAGGAAGCGCUUUGGGGCAAUAUUAAAAGAGGGAAGGUUAGUAGAUGCAUAUAGAUACCUGCACAAGGAAAAGGACAUGGAGUGUGGAUUUUCAUGGUCGGGAAACCCUGUUGGGAAGUAUCGAGGAAAACGAAUGAGAAUUGACUAUUUCAUUGUUUCAGAUAAGCUCAAGGAGAGGGUGACCUCAUGUGAAAUGCAUGGGAAAGGGAUUGAACUAGAAGGUUUCUAUGGGAGUGACCAUUGCCCAGUUUCUCUCCAACUUUCAGAAGAGUGCAAAGAAGCAAAUUGACACCACAUGGUGAUUAUGUAAUGAUAUUAGUUAUAACAUUUAACGGUGCUUGUUGAAUCCUAAGUAGUGUCUGAUAGUGUUUUCUAGUCAUUGUAAUAUUCACUGUUACUCCUUAGCUUC